UGUCAGUUUUAAUCAUUAGUCAUAUUGAUCUGAUUUUCACGCAUGCAAUCAAUAUAGUGGCUCUAAUGUGAAAAUGUGCAAUACUUGUAAAAUGGCUGAAAUGAAAUAAAUAUUUUAAAAAAUAUAGUGGCUCUCUAAUAAUUGAGAUCAGGGGUACACAUAUAUUAAUUGAAAUGAAUGAAUCAUUUCCAAAGCAAGUUUAUUAAAACUACUUAUUGCAUGACAAAUUUGAAGGAAAUCAUUUGAGUAAACAUUGUGUGGUUUCAGUAGGUGUUGAAGUAAAACUGUUUUGGACAUCACAUGCUAAUUGGUUGCAUUUACACAUAAACAUACAUGGAAAUGAAUUUACUUGCACACCAUUCUAUUUGAAAGCAAAUUGGUCAAACGUUUUAGCAUAAAACAUGUACAGUGGUUUAUAACACCGGCAAUGAGCUACCAGAAAGCAUAACAAGGCCACCUCGAUAGGAACAAAGGGGGCUUCCUGCAGUGUACCUAGGCAGAAUGUUCUUCAUCGUUUUCGUCUCUGAUUAUAUUACAAUACAGACAAAAUACAUAUGGUAAUGUUGACAUCCAUGAUAAUUGCAUAUAUCACAAUAAACUGCAAAGAUGAUAUGGGGAUACUGACAUCCUUGAUAAGUGAAUAUAUAUCAAUACUCUACAAGGGUGAUAUGGUGAUACUGAUAUCCCUGAUAAGUGAAUAUAUCACAAUACUCUACAAGGGUGAUAUGGGGAUACUGACAUCCUUGAUAAGUGAAUAUAUCACAAUACUCUACAAGGAUGAUAUGGUGGUACUGACAUCCUUGAUAAGUGCAUAUAUCACAAUAAACUGCAAGGAUGAUAUGGGGAUACCGACAUCCUUGAUAAGUGAAUAUAUCACAAUACUCUACAAGGAUGAUAUGGUGAUACUGAUAUCCUUGAUAAGUGAAUAUAUCACAAUACUCUGCAAGGAUGAUAUGGUAAUUCUGAUAUCCUUGACAAGUGAAUAUAUCACAAUACUCUGCAAGGAUGAUAUGCGGAUACUGAUAUCCUUGAUAAGUGAAUAUAUCAAAAUACUCUACAAGAAAGAUAUUAUGAUACUGAUAUCCUUGAUAAGUGACUAUAUCACAAUACUCUGCAAAGAUGAUAUGGUGAUACUGAUAUCCUUGAUAAGUGAAUAUAUCACAAUACUCUACAAGAAAGAUAUUAUGAUACUGAUAUCCGUUAUAAGUGACUAUAUCACAAUACUCUGCAAGGAUGAUAUGGUGAUACUGAUAUCCUUGACAAGUGAAUAUAUCACAAUGCUCUGCAAGGAUGAUAUGCGUAUACUUAUAUCCUUGACAAGUGACUAUAUCACAAUACAGUGCAAGGAUGAUAUGGUGAUACCGACAUCCUUGAUAAGUGAAUAUAUCACAAUACAGUGCAAGGAUGAUAUGGGGAUACUGACAUCCUUGACAAGUGAAUAUAUCACAAUACCCUGCAAGGAUGAUAUGCGGAUAGUGACAUCCUUGAUAAGUAAAUAUAUCACAAUACACUGCAAGGAUGAUAUGGGGAUACUGACAUCCUUGAUAAGUGAAUACAUCACAAUACAGUGCAGGGAUGAUAUGGUGAUACCGACAUCCUUGAUAAGUGAAUACAUCACAAUACAGUGCAGGGAUGAUAUGGUGAUACCGACAUCCUUGAUAAGUGAAUAUGUCACAAUACAGUGCAAGGAUGAUAUGGUGAUACCGACAUCCUUGAUAAGUGAAUAUGUCACAAUACAGUGCGAGGAUGAUAUGGGGAUACUGACAUCCUUGAUAAGUGAAUAUAUCACAAUUCUCUGCAAAGACGAUAUGAUGAUACUGAUGUCCUUGAUAAGUGAAUAUAUCACAACAUGGUAUAACACGCAAGGUAUAACACGCACAUUGGCUGAGCGGAUGUUGUCUUUACAUGGAACAAUGCCAGGGUGUAACACAGGGCACAGUGGGUGAGCGGUUCUUGUCUUCACACGGAGCAAUGUCAGGGUGUAACACACGGCACAAUGGGUGAGCGGAUCUUGUCUUCACACAGGACAAUGUCAGGGUGUAACACAGGGCACAGUGGGUGAGCGGUUCUUGUCUUCACACGGGACAAUGUCAGGGUGUAACACACGGCACAGCGGGUGAGCGGAUCUUGUCUUCACACGGGACAAUGUCAGGGUGUAACACACGGCACAGUGGGUGAGCGGUUCUUGUCUUCACACAGAGCAAUGUCAGGGUGUAACACACGGUACAAUGGGUGAGCGGAUCUUGUCUUCACACAGGACAAUGUCAGGGUGUAACACAGGGCACAGUGGGUGAGCGGUUCUUGUCUUCACACGGAGCAAUGUCCGGGUGUAACACACGGCACAGUGGGUGACGGUAUCUUGUCUUCACACGGGACAAUGUCAGGGUGUAACACACGGCAUAAGGAGUGGCGGUAUCUUGUGUUCACAUAGAACAAUGUCAGGGUGUUACACUCGGCACAGUGCGUGACGGUAUCUUGUGUUCACAUAGAACAAUGUCAGGGUGUAACACUCGGCACAGUGGGUGACGGUAUCUUGUCUUCACAUAGAACAAUGUCAGGGUGUAACACACGGCACAGUGGAUGACGGUAUCUUGUGUUCACAUAGAACAAUGUCAGGGUGUAACACACGGCACAGUGGGUGAGCGUAUCUUGUGUUCACAUAGAACAAUGUCAGUGGGUGACGGGUGUAACACUCGGCACAGUGGGUGACGGUAUCUUGUGUUCACAUAGAACAAUGUCAGGGUGUAACACACGGCACAGUGGGUGAGCGUAUCUUGUGUUCACAUAGAACAAUGUCAGGGUGUAACACACGGCACAGU
This is a messenger RNA of Haliotis rubra (blacklip abalone), 2819 nucleotides long. RefSeq lists its product as uncharacterized. The transcript is spliced from 2 exons. Lineage: Eukaryota; Metazoa; Mollusca; Gastropoda; Lepetellida; Haliotidae. The record is from RefSeq and is a predicted model, not a curated record. The coding region runs from base 555 to 1946 and encodes 463 amino acids.